GAGGAUGGCGUGCGAAGCCUCUCGUUGCCUGAUUCUCACAGGCGCUCGCCACACCCAGUGAAUUGUGAAACCUGCACGCGCCAUUGCUCAACCUGAAUGCUUCCAGUUCCAGACACGACGCCAGCCAGCCUGCCUGGAUCGGAAGAAUGACCGUACCGCCACCGCGGUGGUUCAGAACACUGCCGAAAUUUUUUACCCUGGUGACCAAUCCGACAGCCCGUGGACUUCCCAUCGCGUCUUCGCUUCGAUGAUGACCAAGCAAAAACGCGGCGGUGGUAGCGUUGGCCUCCAGGCUCCAGUGGACAGGAACGGAGAGGAAGCGCUCGUGCCCACCUGCCGAACCCGAACCAAACCCGUAGCAGAUCUUCUAGAAACCGUCGGGCGUGGCCAUAAAGGCGCGCGCUACAGGAGUGCGAGCGCUAGAUCCGCUCGCUCCCCGCAGGCACGAGCGAAUUUGUUUCUCGCUUCGAGCGGCGCACACGACACGGGGUUCUCGGUUCUCCUCCGUGCAAUCUCCGUAGGGGAAAGUGGGGGUAGGAGGUGUGGUGCGGAAUGGCGGCGUCGCUUGCAUCUGGGGAGGUGGUGAGGCGGGAUGGAGUGGCGGAGGUGGGUGCGGGGGCGGGGGCAGAGGAGGAGGACAGGUGGGCGCGGCUGCUGCCGGAGCUGGUGGCGGAGGUGGUGCGGCGCGUCGAGGCGUCCGGCGGGGAGCGGUGGCCGGCGCGGAGGGACGUCGUGUCCUGCGCCUCCGUCUGCAGGCGGUGGCGCGAGGCCGCCGCGACGGUCGUGCGGCCGCUGCCCGAGUCCGGGGAGAUCACAUUCCCGGCCUCGCUCAAGCAGCCAGGGCCAAAAGACUUCCCGAUCCAGUGCUUCAUCAAGCGAAACAAGAAGAACUACACGUUUUAUCUCUACCUUGGGUUGAGAAACAAUCUGACGGUUGCCACGGACAAAGGGAAGUUUCUCAUGGCUGCUAAAAGGUUUAGGCGAGGUGCUCAUAUAGAGUAUGUUAUUUCUCUCGAUGCUGAUGAUCUGUCGCAAGGAAACAAGGCAUAUGUGGGAAAAUUGAGGUCUGAUUUUUGGGGAACAAACUUCAAAAUUUAUGACAGCCAGCCACCCUAUGACGGUGCAAAGGUGUCAAGCACGCGAUCUAUUCGGCAUUUUGGAAGCAGGCGAAUCAGUCCUAAAGUAUCGUCAGGGAAUUUUGAUGUUGGACAGGUUUCCUACAAAUACAACCUUCUCAAAUCCAGAGGGCCUAGGAGGAUGUUUUGCACCAUGGAGUGUCCAUCGGUUCAAGAGACCUGGGAGAAUUCCUUCAAGGUGAAGUCUCUAAGGCGACCGGGUACCACUGUCCUCAGAAACAAAGCCCCACGGUGGCACGAGCACUUGCAAUGCUGGUGCUUGAACUUCCAUGGGCAAGUGACAGUUGCAUCUGUCAAGAAUUUCCAGCUGGUGGCUACAGCUGAUCUGGGCUAUCCUGAUAAUAGCGUUGGGGAUGAGGAAACCGUUCUCCUGCAGUUCGGGAAGGUUGAUAGUGAUAUCUUCACUAUGGAUUAUCGCCAGCCACUCUCAGCAUUUCAGGCGUUCGCCAUCUGCCUUAGCAGCUUUGGUACAAAGCUAGCUUGUGAGUAACAAUUUUGUUCGGGGUAGUUCAUGUCACAGAGUUGUUUCAGCCAGUUGAAUCUGCGGACGCUCUUCUCAUGUCAACUGGCUGCAUACUUCAGCUAGUUGAAUCUGCCGACACUCUUCUCAUGUUGUUACCUUUUUCUUCCGGUUUGGAUCAAGGAGCAGUUUCUGCCAUGUAUAAUCAUUGUGCAGAGUUGUUUCUAGGACGAAAAAUGUAUGUAGGAUUAGCUUGUGCUGGGAAUUGAAAAAGGAAAAGGGCCUCUUGUAUAUAUGACCUUGAAUUAAGGAGAUACCUAAUUCCCUUUUUCUGACCCGCCAUUUUAUAUAUUGUUGUAAACUUGACGAUGCUGUUUGAGUUAUAUAAUCAUGGUUAUUGGUGAUUGAAGUUCA
Panicum virgatum (switchgrass) is the source of this 2010-nucleotide messenger RNA. Its product is annotated as tubby-like F-box protein 10. The coding region runs from base 553 to 1626 and encodes 357 amino acids. Lineage: Eukaryota; Viridiplantae; Streptophyta; Magnoliopsida; Poales; Poaceae. The transcript is spliced from 4 exons. The record is from RefSeq and is a predicted model, not a curated record.